This is a messenger RNA of Salvia hispanica, 2639 nucleotides long. Its product is annotated as testis-expressed sequence 2-like protein (DUF2404). Gene Ontology annotation, cellular component: endoplasmic reticulum. The record is from RefSeq and is a predicted model, not a curated record. Gene Ontology annotation, molecular function: lipid binding. NCBI's taxonomy places the organism in Eukaryota, Viridiplantae, Streptophyta, Magnoliopsida, Lamiales, Lamiaceae.
AUCUCCCAAAAUAAUUUGGCUGCUGCAUUUGACUACGAAUUUCAUUUCUCUUUGCUUGCAAUUGCUGUUAGCCUACUCUCUCUGCCUACUAAUCUCUAUCUCUCUCUAGAAUUGAAUAAUACGAUGGCGUUUAAGGGAAUCGGAUUCUGAUCGGGACAGUCGGGAAUGGCGGUGCUGUUGGUGCUGGCCUUCAUAAUUGGGGCGAUUAGUGUUCUCGCGAUCGAGGCGGCAGCGCUGUGGCUUUUCAUUCGGCGCCUCGAUCGCAAAGUCGCGGAGGUAGAAAGCAAGACCAAGGCGCCUUCUGCCCUUGAGCACAGCACCUUCCCCUCCUUAUAUGACAAGCAGGGGACCUUAUGGAUUCUAGAACCUGAUAAAAUUCCAAAAUCUAGGCAUGAAGAUAAAGUGCCAAAAGAGCAAAGGAGAAAAAAAGAAAUUCUGGAGGUGACCCCUGUCAGGAAAAAUGCAAGAAUUAGAGAUCAUUAUCUCAUCCUGAUGGAAGCGGAUGUUUCCUGUGUGGAGAUUCCACUAAGGGGGUGCACAAUUGUUGCUGUUUCUGCUACUGAUCUUCCAUCAAGAAAAUGGGUGAAAAGGUAUCCAAUUAAAGUAGAGAGCAAGGAUUUAGCUAUAUAUAAAGGAUCCAAAAUUAUUUACCUAUAUCUGGAGACGGCAUGGGAGAAGGAGUCCUGGUGUAAAGUCCUUCGCCUUGCUUCCUGCGAUGAUGGAGAAAAAAAUGCAUGGUUUUCCAAGCUGACUAUGGAGUUUCAGUAUUACCUAGCAUCACUUAAUGCUGGAUACCCUUCUUUUAUAAAACCUUCAGGAGGUGUUAAUGCUGAACCCGUUAAUAGGACAGAUAAACUUGAUAAUUCUUCUUCAAGGGUUCGGCAUUUUCUGAAGAAACUAGCUAAAAAGGCUUCCAAAAGUGCGCAUGACUAUAAACCAAGCGGCCCAUCAAUUUCUGGACAUGAAGAAAGAAAAGUGAUUUCAAAGUCUUAUUCAUCCCAAGACAUUGCCAUGCCUAAUGGAUCAGCUAAAAUUGAUACAACGGCAAAACUUCCUAAUGCUUAUUUUGCUGACACUAGCAUGACAUCAUCAGUUUCACCCUCCUUAGAAUUAUCUGGAUUAUCUGAGGCAGAUUCCAAAGAGAAGUAUGUAGAUGAAGGCACACUGUGCUUGAAUAUGGUUAUUUCACGGCUGUUCUUUGAUGCUAAGAACAACUUGCAGCUUAGGAGUUCUUUACACACUCGAAUUCAGAGAGCACUAUCCAAUAUGCGAAUCCCAAGUUACAUUGGUGAAGUCACAUGUACAGCUGUGGAUCCUGGCACUCUGCCUCCACGAAUCCUUGCAAUGAGGGUCCUUCCCUCGGAUAUGAACGAGGUAUGGUCCAUGGAAAUCGAUGUUGAGUAUUUAGGUGGCAUGGUUCUGGACAUUAUAACAAGGCUUGAGCUUCGAGAAUUAGAAGUUGAAGAAGAGAAAACACGGCUCAAUGGAAACGAUGAUGGUGAGGUCCCCUCUGAUCUUCUGGAAGGUUUUGAGGAUCUUGGGAAACAGUUGAAGCUGGGUGAAGAGACAAACACUGAAGGAUAUCAUGAUACAGAUGAUGCUGACAAUCCCAGAAACUCUGUGAAUUCACCAGCUCACGGGUCUAAAUGGAAGUCAAUAAUACAUUCCAUCACGAAACAAGUGUCACAAGUUCCUCUCUCAUUGGGGAUGAGGAUUUCCUCUAUUAGUGGGACAAUACGGGUGUGCAUGAAGCCUCCACCUUCUGAUCAGAUAUGGUUUGGGUUUACUUCGAUGCCUGAUAUUCAAUUUCACUUGGACGCAUUUGUGGGGGACCACAAAAUUACAAAUGCUCGCCUAGCUUUGUUUCUGAUCAGUCGAAUCAAGGCAGCAAUUCGGGAAACGUUGGUACUUCCAAACAGUGAGAGUAUCAUACUUCCUUGGAUGUUGGCAGAGAAAGAUGAUUGGGUCCCCAGGAAAGCUGCCCCUUUUAUGUGGUAUAAAAACAAUCAAGAUUCUGUUGGUAUGAACUCAAGACGAGAAGCACCAUCAUUCCAACCUGGGGAAUUAGCUCAUAAUGCUGCAUCAAGCCAUGGAAAUUCUUCUAGGUCAGAAGUCGACUAUGAGGUGUCAAAGAAUGCGAGUUCUAUCCCAGAAGGAACAGGUGAAUCCGUAGGCCCCCGGGAAUCUUCAUCAAGUUCCAUGGGCGAGACAAUGUCAAACAGCAGUUCUUCGCAAGAUCUUAGAGCCCCUUUACUGAAGGAUGAGAAGAUGCACGAAUCUACCACCAGGAGUAUAGAGCCUAUACAGGAUGCCCGUGUGCAUUCUCCAUCACGUUUCUUUACAACAGUUGACGAUGAUAUGAAUCCGAAAAAAAUGGGAACGAAAGAGCGCAUGCGUGGAUUAGGGAAGAAAGUGGGGGAAAAGCUUGAGGUGAAGAGGCGUCACUUCGAAGAAAGAGGAAGAAGUUUUGUCGAAAGGAUGAGGGGACCGUGAGUAAAUACUAGUAGUAUUUCAUUCCUUGUAGUAUGUCUCUGCUACUUGCAUUAUUCUUUUCUCAGGAAUCUUUGUGUCUAACAGUGUACAAAGUUCCCCAAAUUCUAUAAACAUAAAUAGAAGAUAUAUACUGAAGUCUUAUUGCA